AUGUUCGAAUCUAUAUUGAAUCGAGUUAAUGCCAAUAUUGGGGAUCUAAACGUUCGUUCCAUCCGGACACUCGAUGUUGCAGUCGUCUCUGUGACCGUAUGGGCUUUACUCAAGUUGAUCAAGGCAACGCGACGAUCAAGGAAUACGCAAUUAAAUGGGCCACCUAACGAAAGCUUCUUUUUUGGUCUCGGAAAAGUGUUGGACAAAGCCCCUGAUGGAGGACAGGUGUACGAACGAUGGGCGGAAGAGUACGGUGUGGCCUACAAAGUUCCAUCUGCGCUUGGGAAAUCACGGAUUGUCCUGUGCGACCCGAAGGCCAUUGCACACUUCUUCUCAAAGGAGACCUUCACAUAUGUCCUCACACCAGUGAGCAAGCUUGCGAUCGAAAGUAUAGCCGGGAGGGGGCUAUUAUGGGCCCAUGGCGAAAGCCACAGGAGGCAACGAAAGGCAUUGACUCCUGCGUUCAGCAAUGCCGCUAUCAGGAGGCUUACCGCAGUUUUCUACGAUUCUGCGUACAAGGCCAAAGCUGCAUGGGAAGCGCUUCUAGAAUCAAACCCAGAUGGUGCCAUCAUUGAAGUUCAGAACUGGAUGAACCAUAUUUCGCUCGAUAGCAUUGGAAUUGCGGGCUUCUCACACGACUUUGCUUCGCUGGAAGGCAAAUCCUCUACUGUUGUUGACGUUUUUGAAGAAUUGGGCAGUGCCAAACCGUCAAUUCUAUUCCCCAUUUUCAUCAUGCUUGCCCCUGUUUUCCCUUGGCUCAUCAAGAUACCUAAUUCGCGUAUUAAGCUAAUGCGAAAACUCCACCAUUCUAGCAGUGAGAUAUCGAAAGUGCUGUUGAAUCGUACUCGGGAAGAACUGCAUGGAGACGCCAAAGAAAUACAUGAAGACAAGUCUGUCAUUGGAUUAUUAAUCAAGCAUGAGGAUGAAAACGCAGAGAUUCAUAUAACACAGGAAGAAGUCAUGGCCCAGAUGAAUGUUUUGCUUAUUGCCGGCUACGAAACAACUUCCGUCAGCUUAACGUGGGCGUUGAUCGAGUUGUCUUACGAUCAAGAAAGGCAAACAAGACUGAGAGAAGAACUACUUAAAUUCUCCACCGAUCCUUCCUGGGAUCAACUAAAUAGCAACUUACCCUACCUGGAUGCGGUAGUUCAUGAAGUCCUCCGUCUCCGUCCUCCGCUACCGGACUUGACACGCAUCGCAACCGAAGAUGAUGUGAUUCCGCUCAGUGUUCCUGUCCAGACUACAUCUGGCGAAACUGUCGAUCACCUCACAAUCACUAAGGACACUUUGGUCACUGUUCCCAUUCGUUGCAUGAAUCGCUCCACCGAUGUUUGGGGACCUGAUGCUAAAGAAUUUAAUCCAGAGAGGUGGCUAGACGAGGAUGGAAUCCCUAGCAAGGCAAAGGAUAUCCAAGGCCACCGCCAUCUGCUUACCUUCUCAGACGGACCCAGGACAUGCCUCGGAAAGGGUUUUGCACUUGCAGAAUUCAAGGCUGUUUUAUCUGUGCUCGUAAGAAACUUUACAUUUGAGAUGCGGGAUGGGCCGGAUACGAAGGUCGAGCUUGCAAGGGGAUUUUUUCGUCGUCCUACGAUUGUCGGUGGGGAGGGAUGUCGGGUACCCCUUCGAGUUCGCCGAGUGGAGUAG
Messenger RNA from Serpula lacrymans var. lacrymans S7.9, 1644 nucleotides. RefSeq lists its product as uncharacterized. NCBI's taxonomy places the organism in Eukaryota, Fungi, Basidiomycota, Agaricomycetes, Boletales, Serpulaceae. The transcript has 12 exons. Bases 1 to 1644 code for a protein of 547 amino acids. Gene Ontology annotation, molecular function: heme binding; iron ion binding; oxidoreductase activity, acting on paired donors, with incorporation or reduction of molecular oxygen. The record is from RefSeq and is a predicted model, not a curated record.